AUGCUGAUCCCUGUGCUGUUCAAGUUGCUGUUCGAUGGAGCGUCCAGCCUACUUCCUUUUCUGGACGGUAUAUUGGCCAGAUUGAAGAAGUUCUUCAGGAGACCGCCGCCUGAGUAUUUCCAGCGGACGAUUGAGGUGCAGCAAAUGCGGCGAAGUGAUGGAUACUUGUACACCCCUGGGCCUGGGUAUGACAGAUCCACAGUCCUCCUGCGAGCCUUGACGCAAUACAUCGCUGACAAAGUUUCGUCUUACAAAGAGGCCAAAGUGUCGCUGGAGGAUCAUUACAUGGAAGUGGAAAUCGACAAUGACGACGGGGACGAAGAUGACCCUGAGAAAAACACGGAGAUUGGGUUUCUGAAGACAUACUACAAGAUCACGCAGAAGGUGCCCGAAGAGAAAUGGAUCGAGGUUGAACCCGGGCUGGAGAUAUUCUUGAAAAUCAUCGAAGCUGAUCGGCCUCCAGACAAAGAAAGCGCAAACAUCCCCAUCAAAGUCACCACGGAGAUGCAGAUCAAGUCAUUGAAAGAGCAGCAGGUUGUGGAUUUCAUCGAUAAAGCUUACAACUGGUAUUUGGAACUGCAAAGCAAGAUGCAGUCCAAGAACAAGUCGCGCUACAUGUAUGAAAUGAUCCCUUCGAAAGCAGAAGAUGCGGAGAAGAGAUCGUACCGAAGAUACAAGUUGUCAGGGGACAAGUCGUUUCAGAGCCUGUUCUUUCCAGAGAAGGAUGCAUUAGUGCAGAUCUUGGACCACUUCAACCACCGAACUGGCAAGUAUGGCAUCCCGGGCUACCCUCACAAGCUAGGGCUGCUGCUCUACGGACCUCCGGGCACAGGCAAAACCAGUUUGAUCAAAGUCCUUGCACAGCACACCGAGCGUUCCAUCGUCAAUGUGCCUCUGGCACGCAUCAAGACCAACACGGAGUUGAUGCAGCUGAUUUUUGAUCAGAAGUACACGGUGGAAGGAAUCGAAACUCCGGUGCGGCUACGAAUCAAAGAUGUCAUUUUCGUGAUGGAGGAUGUCGACGCCGCAUCCCACGUUGUACACCGCCGUGACCAGUCGAAGGAGGCACUCCGUGAGGAGAUCUUGAGCAUGCAGAACUUUGAUCGCAUCGAACGUUUGGAAAAGCUGGAGAGGCUAGCAGGCAAGCUCGAGGAUGCCGAGAAGGUGAAGCCGAAAGCGACCGAGGAGGCCAAGACGGAGCAGAAAGCCGUCGCCGAGACCGGGGAGCAGAAGGCACCGACAAGAGAGGUGGAUGGCAAACUCCUGCAGCAGAUGCUGGAUGUGAUCCAUGAUAAGAAAGGAGGUGAGACGCUCUACGGCGUUGCUGGGCCCUCCGGUGAAACAGUUGGUGGCGACCAGCUCAACCUGGCAGGGAUCCUCAACACCCUCGAUGGAGUUGUGGACACGCCUGGGCGGCUACUCGUCAUGACUUCGAACCACCCUGAGAAGCUGGAUCCUGCAUUGAUCCGGCCUGGCCGCAUCGACAAGACCUUCCACUUGACUUACAUGGUCGGCCAUCAGGCGUGCCGAAUGGUGGCCCAUUACUUCCAGCAGGAGGUCAGCAGCGAAAUCCAAGAGCGACUGAGCUUGCUCCUGGAUGGGGCGGCGGAUUCGAAGGCUUUGGAAAUCACCCCUGCGCGACUGGAGCAGCUUUGUGCGGAGCAUGAUACCGCGGAGGACCUCUGCGCAGCACUCCAGCAACUCAUGGAGCCAAAGGCAAAGCUCUUCCGGGCCGAGAGUGUCAAAGCUGAGACAGCCCUGGCAAGCAUCCAGCGCUCAACGACGGCGCCGCCCGACACGGGCGAGAAGCGGCUAGCAAAGUGUUGGUCCUUGUCUCUUUUACUGCGAUCUUCGACCCAUGGCAUGCGCAUUGCCCUUCACACCCUGGCUGUGAUCGCAAGUUCUGCUGUGGAUGAGCACUUCUGUAGUAGGAGCCUGGCACUUCCACAGGCACUGGACAACUGGGCGGCGGGGCAUCACAACCUGGACCUGGAUGGCUUGCUAGCAGACCUCCGCGUCCUUGACGACUAUCUCUACGGCAUGGCUCCAAGCAUAAGUGGUUUCGGCCUGCGCGUGGGAGCUGGUGCUGUUGGCUGGGCCCACCUCUUUGAGCCCUUCCAGGCCUGCCCGCUGCCCUUCAUCGCUGCCGAGCUGGUGCAUGGCUUGGCAAAGGGGGCCGCGGCGACUGCGCAAACCAGGUUGGCCUCCAGGGCCCGGAGGGCCCGGGCUUUGGAACUCGCCCGCGCCUGGCGAGCUUGGCGAGCUUGGCGAGCCUCGCAAGCCCGAGCCUGGCUUCCUGAAGAGCAGCUUGGAGUAGGCACACUGGGCAGUGUGUGCAGUCUGCUGCAAGCCUGGCCCCAUUUUGAUUCGCUGGCCGUUUUCGCCGCCAACAGCACGAGCCGCUGUCCUGAAAGAUUCUCAUCGAUGUUCGGCUGCAGAGCAUUGGACCCAAUGGAGCACUGCCCCACAAGUCUGCGACCUCGUCUUCGGCCCUUGGGAACUUUUGCUGAGUUCUGGACAAUGUUGGCAGUUGCCUCAGCGUGGCUGGAUAGCGCAGAUGCCUUGGAGUUGACACCGACCCUGCAAAUGCCCUGGGGCACUGGAGGGGCUCCCUAUGUGUUGGACGUGGCUCUCACACACAUGUCUGCGGGCAACCGUGGCCGUGGCCAGCCGAUGUACCUGGAGUUCGGGGUUUUCCAGGGCGACAGCAUCAACUUCCUGGCUCGCAGGCUGCAGAUCCUGGAUCCAGGCGCGCUGGUCUUCGGCUUUGAUUCUUUCAGGGGCCUGCCCGAGGCCUGGCCAGCCCUCCUUGCUGACUGGGCAGCCAUCGGGUGGCUUGAGUUUUGGGCAGAGCAGCUUUGCUUUGGAGAAGGCAUCGGCUGCGUCACACACGGCGUGGACUGGUUGGCGACUGCCUUUAAACAACGCAUGGAAGGAGCCGCAGGUGGCUGGUUCAAUGAGACGCUGCCCGCAUUCACUGCUGGCCUGGAAGCAGGGCACGGCAGCAGUUGGGUGCGGCUUCUUCAUGUGGACUGCGACUCUCGGCACGAAAGGGCUGUGCAUAUGCAGAGCGUCGCGGAUGGUACGGAGCUGCGCGGAUUCUACGACUUCUUGCAGAGCCACCCGUGGAACUUCCGGGUGAUUGCCGCGCCUUGGUUUUUCGUGAGGCCAGCGCUGCCCUAG
Molecule: messenger RNA, 3183 nt
Organism: Symbiodinium natans
Lineage: Eukaryota; Dinophyceae; Suessiales; Symbiodiniaceae
Source: the annotation of a GenBank genome assembly